AUGGCGCCUAUAGGGCUUUUCAGCCGUCUCAAGAAUCUGUAUUCCAGAGAGUCCGAGCCGUUGCCUGUCAUUUCGGUGCACACGGCCGCUCUCCUGUCGGUCGUCUUCACGCUGGCGUAUGUGGUGCCGUUCUACCUCUCCUCGGUCACCAAGCCCUCGCCCACACUGAGCAGAGAUGCUCCGUCUGUCAUCCGGGCCAGGAUUCGAGCCGUCACGGCCGCCUGUCUGGUGAGCUCUCUGGCCGUCCUGUGUCUGGCGGUCCAAAAGGGUGACGCUUCAUUGCUGGAUGGCCUGAAACUUCUGGGCUUGUGGCCUGCUGGUCCCAUGGAGGUCGCCCGCAGCUUCUUGCUAACCGCCAUCCUGUUUGCCGGUCCACUUUUCGAGAGAGGUGCUGCAGAGGGUGAGUGGAAGGAAUGGUUUCGCGGCAGCAAGAUCGCAGAGACCCUGGGCGGCUGGAUCGGUUGGCGGAACUAUGUGGCCGGCCCUGUGACGGAGGAAAUCAUGUUCCGCUCUGUCAUUGUUGCUGUCCACCUGCUGGCCAAGGUGUCCCCGGGUCGUAUCGUGCUUGUGGCACCCCUGUAUUUCGGGAUCGCACAUAUCCACCACUUCUAUGAGUUCCGUUUGACCCAUCCGGAUACUGCGGUGCUCGCAGCUCUACUGCGAUCUCUCUUCCAGUUUGGCUUUACUACCGUAUUUGGCUGGUACGCGACAUUCGUCUUUCUGCGGACAGGCUCCCUUCCUGCCGUGAUCCUUAUUCACAGCUUCUGCAACUGGUGCGGUCUUCCCCGACUCUGGGGUCGCGUCGAAGCCGGAGUCACCAUGGGCCCUCCCCUGGUUCGUGGAAAGGAAGACUCAGACAUCAGUACCUUCCAGGCAGGUGACGGUACACUGGGGAUCGGGUGGACCGUCGCGUAUUAUACCCUCCUCGUCGCGGGAGCGGUGGCUUUUUACUACCAGCUGUGGCCGUUGACGGCUUCUCCGCUGGAGCUGGUCUCGUUUACGACCAAAACGAAGUAG
Messenger RNA from Paecilomyces variotii, 1017 nucleotides. Its product is annotated as CaaX prenyl proteinase Rce1. Gene Ontology annotation, cellular component: endoplasmic reticulum membrane. Gene Ontology annotation, molecular function: metalloendopeptidase activity. Bases 1 to 1017 code for a protein of 338 amino acids. The record is from RefSeq and is a predicted model, not a curated record. Lineage: Eukaryota; Fungi; Ascomycota; Eurotiomycetes; Eurotiales; Thermoascaceae. The transcript is spliced from 4 exons. Gene Ontology annotation, biological process: CAAX-box protein processing.